ACACACCUUUUCCCGUCUAGUGAGUUAGUGUGCUGUGGCAGGUCCGUAAGGACGCACACCGAUCAAGAACCGCAAUAGUAAAAGCACAAGAUCGAGAGAGAGAUAUCUGUUGCGCUAGUGACGUGGCUAUAAAAAGCAAACAAAUGUUUUAGUUCUCGUCUUCUUUGAUUCUGUAUAGUGCAGCUCAACAACAUCCCUGUAAAAUCAGCAAGAGUGUGUACCAGUGCGAUGUGACUGUAACAAUUGUCAAAGCUAAAGAUCUGAUCGUGGCAGGAAACAAGAUUGCUUGCUUCUUCUUAACGUUUGUACCCAAAAUCGUCUGCGUGUGCGUGUGUGUCCAUAAGUGCGUUUGAGUGCGUAUAGUGCGGCAUCUAAGCCGUCAGUGUGUGUGUGUUUGUGUGCGUGUGUAGAUGCGUGUCCCUCAUUCGAUAUAUUUUGUGCGGUGGAGAUUCGUAAAUGUGUGUGAUCAUCUCCCGGUUGAUGUGCGAACGCGUGUAGUUGCUGUGUAAUUUAAAGUGUCUGUUAAAAAUCCUGAGCAUCAAAAAAGAUCGCACCAGUACCUCCACUGGGCCUGUAGAACCCCGAAUCGUGGCCACUGAAGCUCAAAAUCGAACCACCGUGGCCGCUGUUCCGUUGGUUGGUGGAUGUGUCACGAGAAGUUGUUAAAAAUAAGCUUCCCAGAACGCCAUUUCGGACACACUUGCCCAUUCUCCGCAACCGGACGAUCGGGAGAGCGCAGCACACCCACACAGCGACGAAGGUCUGGGCAAGAAGAUCCACCGUAUCCUGAGUCUAACGAAACACAUCAUCUCAAUUGCUCCGUUCGAACGAGCAAAAGCCCGGUGGUAGAAAGUGAGGAGCGGAGCAGAGUGGUAACAGUAGUAGUAGUUCGUCAACAACCUGCGCUUGACCAACGUUCGUUACAUCCCCCCCCGCUAUCCUGUGUGUUUAUGUGCCAUAACAGCAGCAGUGCAGUCAUCGCAAGAACAAGAGCUGUGCGGGCACGUGCUUAGCGACCGAGUCAAGGUGUGAUCGAGAUACAGUUGCGGUGUACCGGAAUAUAAGAUCACCAACACCACCACAGCCAUGACCAGCAUAUUAACCGCGCCGGGCAAGUACCGCUCGCGGAAGGACUACAGCACCGGUUCGAUCCCAACGCUAGUAUCACUGGACGAAGAAUCUAGUCUCUCGACAACGACGACGACCUCGGUCUGCAGCGAUACCGUGCUGCUGCAGAGCCUGCGUACAGCCGGCAGUAGCAGCAUCAAUACGGCAGCCAGCAGCACCGCCAAUGGCAACAGUAGCCGAAGCAGCAGCAGCAGCAGCAGCAGUAGUAGUAAUAUGAACAUCAAGAACGGACUCGCCACAAAGCCGCCGAGGCGCAGCUCGCUCGGGCUGGCCCUGCUCGGAGGCGGAGGUUCGCGCAACUCCUCUAGUAACGCCACAGAGAAGAGCAACAAACGGCGCAGCUCUAUCGCUGUCGUCUUUCUCGGUGGUGGGCGCAAGGACUCGAAAGCGUCCUCCAGCAGCUCACCGUCGGCAGGCAACGGACAUCACCAUCAUCAUCACAACGGGCAUUCGAUCAGCACGAUCCCGGAGAAGUACAGCAAGACGGGCGAAUCGGACAUUGAGAACGACUCACCCAACACGGACACGUUCGUGAUGUUGGGCGAGGGAACGAACGGUGGAGCACUCGAGCAGCAAGACUCGUUUGGCAGCGCGACGAGCGGUCCGUCAGGAUACGACAAGAAGCGCCGGCGGUCCUCGUCCUGGCAGACGAAGCUGGAACGCCGACGUCGCAAGGGCAUGAUGGCGUCCAUCGACGGUGGUGACACGCUGCAGCAAGAUUCGGCCAGCUUUAGCAGCUUCGGUUCGGCGCACGGUCUCGAUUCGUCACCGUACGGGCCGGGUGGCAAAUAUGGGCGCGAAAAGCGUCACUCCUGGUGGAACAUCUUCGUGCCGGAUAAUCUCAAGCAAAGGACUCGUAGAGCUAGUCAGGAUGUGAUACUGUCGAAAAGCUCCGAUACACUCAGUAGCCCGCCAUACCGAAGGAGCAAAUCCAGGAGUGUCGAUCAUGGACUGGCCGCACCGUUCGAUCUAGACUCGCUGCGCUCAAAGGUUGAGGGUAGAUUCGAAAGCAUCGAUCGACUAUCAAAAGAUGGCGAAAAGAAGCGCUCGAUGCCCACGAUACCCACCAUUACGUACACAGUGAAGGACCGGGACACGCUGACAUCGGUGGCGGCCCGCUUCGAUACGACCCCGUCAGAGCUGACGCAGCUGAACCGUUUGGCCAGUUCGUUCAUCUACUCCGGGCAGCAGCUGCUCGUGCCGGACAAAAAUGCCAAAGCGAGCGCGGAUGGCGAGUCCGAUGCUAGCACGGAACGUUCCUCCAACAGUCCCACCGAUGGUCGCCGCAAGGGCUCACAGGAAGAUUUGUCCCAGGACGAAAAAGAUUUGCUGGAAGGACUUCGCCCGGGCUCGCCGAAGCCGGGCCACAUCGAGCGCGUCGCCUCACCGAACACACAGAGCGGUGGCGCCGGCGGUGGUGGCGGAGGCGGUGGUACUGCCGGCACGGCGGCCGGCGGUGCCGAUGACGACGAUCCCGUCACCAUCCAGCGCUUCCUGAAGAUUAACGUGCGGCACAUCACCGACGGGCAGGGUGUGGUGGGUGGCGUACUGCUCGUCACCCCGAACGCCGUCAUGUUCGAUCCGAACGUGUCGGACCCGCUAGUCAUCGAGCACGGGCCGGAAAGCUACGGCGUGAUUGCGCCGAUGGAGUUCAUCGUGAACGCGGCCAUAUUUAACGACAUUGCCCAUAUGCGCGUGCAGGGUGCGACCGGUGGCAACGAGACGGCGGAGAAGGCCGAAAUCUACCAUCCGGUGCCGGUGGAGAAACCGUGCUCGCGCUGCGAUACCCACUCGCCCGGCAAGGAUUCGCUGCUGGUGAAGGACGAAACGUUCCCGGAGCUGGGCGUCGGCUCGGUGGAAGGGUGCGACGAUCAGGAGUCGAUCUGCUCGAGCAACGAGCGGGACGGGGACGCAUUUCCGAAAGCGUUCGAGCGGGACCUGGUGACGCCCAACAACCUGCAGCGCCUGCACGGCGACUCGACGGAGAGCGGCGGCAGCUCGGUGGAGCCGAAAGCGUCCUCCACUGAGCCGCCCCUCUUCCUGUCGUACGAUCGUGACUCGUCCCAGUCUCACACGCCCAACUCCCUCGACCACAGUGCCGGUGCUUCGAACGAGCAGCAGCAGCAGCAGCAGAAGCAGGCAGGCGAUAAGACUGACCAAACCAAGACCAACAGUAUCUUAGAGGAUCCCACCAUGCGCUCCCUGGAGGAGCGGCGGAGAAGCCUACUCGACCAGCACUGGGCAAUUCCCAGCAAGGACAGAUCUCUGGACGACGAAGAGGCGGCAAGCACCGGCAGCGGAGCUACGGCUACAUCCUCCUCCACGGCCGGCGCCGGGUCGAUCGGCGGUGGUGCAACGGGAGGCGCCCACGGUGCCCACCACGCCCCGAUAGCGCCGAUCGCCGAGGCAGCCGGUGACGGGCAGCUGGUGAAGCAGUCGUGCCACGAUUCCGGCAUCGAUAUCCGUGACCCGGCCCACGGCUCCUCACUGACGACGGGUGCCACCGGGGGCAGUGGCAGCAGUGCGGCCAGCUCGGUCGCCAGCAUCCCCAUUGUGGCGCCGAUCGCAGCGAAAAAAGUGUACAGCGAUGCGGACAUCGUGCUGAGCGCGGACUGGGUCCCACCGCUCACGAUUGCACCGACCCACCUGCACGACAGCUCGCCACGCAGCAGCAGCUCGCUGGUGUCGUCCGCACACCAGAGCACCCUGUCCACGCUGACGUCCGAUGCCGGUGGCCGGAAGAAGACGUCCAGCGUGAGCUUCAGCGUGGACGAGCACGAUGCGCACGGUGCUACCGGUCCGGCCGGAUCCGGAUCGCUCGAUAAGGGUGGCGAAACGAAAAAGAACAAGAUGCUAAAGCGGCUCUCCUACCCACUGGCCUGGGUUGAAGGAUUGACGGGCGAAGGUGGCAGCAGCAGCCACAAGUCAGAUUCGAUUGAAUCAGCACCCAACACCGGUGACUCUAAUCAGAGCGUAUUUUCAAAAGUAUUUUCCAGCUCACCCAUCACAUUGGUUUCGGAGCUGGGCGGAAAUUUGUUUUUGUCCAAGACGCCAUCGGAAGACUCCGGGGGCUCGCCGGUUCCGCCACUGACACCGCACGAGGCGCAAACAGGGGGGUCGGUUACGGCCGGACGAUCAUCGAUCGGUACAUUCAUUCGCCAGCAUCCCUCUGAGGGUAGCGCGAACAAGCAGAAGCCGGCGCCACCGAAACUGGACUACCGUUCAAUGGUGUCCAUCGACGAUAUGCCAACACUGUUCGUCAGCUUUGAUAUGAAGGCCCCAUUGUUUCCUCAGCUUGAGAAACUUGAGCUUAUCCCACGACCGGCCCGAGCUUGUCCGGACCCACCGAUGUACCUUCGGUUGCGCAUGGGACGCAAGAUCGGCAAGAACACACCGCUGCCGACGACGGUAAUGUCCUACGGCAAAAACAAGCUGCGUCCCGAGUAUUGGUUUAGCAUUCCAAAAAAUAAGGUUGAUGAAUUGUAUCGCUUCUUGAAUGCCUGGGUGCAACACCUGUAUGGUGAGCUGGAUGAAGCUGCCAUCAAGGAACGAGGUUUUGAGCUCAUCCAGAUGGAUACCGAAUGGACGGCGAAAACUGGCAGUCCGUCGAAGGACGGUCGUUCUGCCAGUGAAGGCGAAAUCUCCGAGUAUACACGUGAAUCAUGGGAGCUGCUAAAGGCACCGUUCGUUAAAACCUACAACAUAAUCAAAAGUCAAACUGGAUCGAACGAUUUGGACGGUUGUGAGGUUCUGUCUAUGAGCACAGAUGACUACAGAAAAGCGACCCUGUUUGCGUCUGGUUCGUUCGAUCAGGACUUCCAGAUUCCGGACCUCGUCGGUCAGACCGAGAUCCUCAGCGAGGAGCACAGGGAAAAGUUGUGUGCUCAUCUACCGGCACGUGCUGAGGGAUACUCGUGGUCUCUCGUGUUCAGCACCUCACAGCACGGCUUUUCGCUGAACUCGCUCUACCGCAAGAUGCACAAGCUAGAGAGCCCCAUACUGAUCGUGAUAGAGGAUACGGAUCACAAUGUGUUUGGUGCGCUCACGUCCUGCUCGCUGCACGUGUCGGACCAUUUCUACGGCACCGGCGAAUCGCUGCUGUACAAAUUUAAUCCACACUUCAAGGUGUUCCAUUGGAGCGGCGAGAAUCUGUACUUCAUCAAGGGCAACCCGGAAAGCUUGGCGAUCGGUGCCGGAGACGGCAAAUUUGGCCUUUGGCUGGAUGGCGAUCUGAAUCAGGGGCGAUCGCAGCACUGCAGCACGUACUCGAACGAGCCGCUCGCACCGCAGGAAGAUUUCGUCAUCAAAACGCUCGAAUGCUGGGCCUUUGUUUAAAGCAACUUCAGCUCUUCAAGGAAGAUGUACCGGGGGACAAAACAUACAUUGUUCUGGUGGUAUAAGAAACCCUCUAAAACCAAGCUUCAAGCCCCCCCUCCCCGCAUAUAUGCAUCCACACACACACAUGCACACACCGUAGGUACUGUACGAUCGUCUACUACUGCUACCCCCUAUACCAGGGUGGUUAGAUCCUCAAGUAGGGAGUUGGUCGUUCGUUGGCAUGAAUGGAAUGAAAAGCUCGUUUUGAAUCGUCGCAUAGUUGGAUUGUAUUCACUACCGGGAUUUUCCCCAGAUAUCGCAAACCUCGUGGAGAGCGAUGCUAGGUCGUGUGUAUGUGUGUGUGUGCGUCGGCGUGUGACGUUUACCGAUCGGUGCAGAUCGGCGCUUGAGUGUUUGCGCCCGUACGGUGAUCAAGCGGACGACAAGCCCGUAGGCGUAGGGUGGCGGCACGGAGUGCAAACAUUCAAAUUACAAAACAAACAAAAAAACAACAACAUAGUGAUAAUGUAGCAAGAGCAGCAGAAACACGUUUACUGUAGACUGUAAGACUAAAGCGAGACAGAGACAGACGGAAAGUAAUCCCCAAUCAUUCUCUCCCAGCCCUCCCCCCCCACCAUUUCUCUCCCACGCAUAUUGCAAACAAAAAAUGAAUAAAUGUUGUUAUAGUGUAGCCUGAGCCUGGAGCAUAAUUAGUAAAAGCGAUAGAAAUGAGACUUUAGCAAGAGGGAAGAAGAAAGAUGGUGCGCGGAAGGUAUAUAGAUAUAUAUUUAAAGAAGAUAAGCAAACAAACAAAAAAAAAAACACACACAGAAACACACAGGAGAAAAGAAAAUUGUAACCAAGAAAGGAUCAAUUUGUGCGCGCAGUGAUGAUGUAAUGUCGGAAGCGUAACGGAGAAACAAGCAAGAAGUCGGAAGCCCAAAAGCGGAAUGGAUGCAGAAGCACGGAAACGCAUAACUAUUAAACUCUAUCACCAAGACCAUAGUAGUUGAAUAUCUAGACUUUAUCCCUACUUUAUCCCUUUUCGGAAAACACACACAGACCCACAACAAUCGCCUCCCCCCGAACAAAACGAAUUAUUAGGACAAAGCGUGCAAAAAUUAAUCCCAAUGGUGUGAUGCUUCUAACGUGGCAUCAUCCUACAGAUACACACACAAACACACCACACCAGUUAAUUAAGGUGCAAUAGUAGGGCACCCACCAGUAGCAGCAAGUGAAUGUUGGUUCAUAUAUCCCGGUUUAGGAUAAAAAAAAGAAGGGAAAAUUGUCUUUAGAUGGUGCUUUACUAGAAGAGUAGUGUUUGCAUGGCAGCGUACAGCUAGCGUACCGUGCUUUUCUGUCGCUGUGUGUGUUGUGUCCGGUGUUUGUUUUGCCUAGUGGUCGUGGCAACCCGUGUGUUAGAGUGGAGUGGAGCAGGAAGAGAAGGAGCCUUUGCUCUUAGCUAGCACAGCGUGAGCACAGCAUGUGCGGUGGUGGUAGUGUGGUGCAGCAGGGAAGUAGCACAAUGAUGCAGAUCCUCAAAAGCAAAAUCAAACUCUCUUGUGCACCGCACACACACCCAGGUUGUUCCUGUCGGAAGGCGCACGUGUGUGUGUGCGCAUGCUCUAACCGCCAUUUACCAUUGGGAUAUCACUCUGCUGCAUCACAUUUUCCACAUCAAGAAAUUCAUCGGUUGUUUUUGUAGAUUGUUAUACAACACACACACACACACACACACACACACACCAAAUUAAUAAGUUGGUGUGAUUUGAAUGUGCAAUUACCCCCAAUGUGCUUCUCGUUCUCUUUCGCCCACUUCCUUGCUGGAUGAAAUUUGAAACCACUGUGUUUUGAACGUUCUUGCUCUGUGUUGUUAUGCGAUUUGCUUGCAACCAAGCGUACGCUAAGAGUAACGUAGUAAAGCAAAACAAAAUUAACGAAUGAGCCUCUCUAUUGUUGAUUGAACUGUUUUUUUUUUUUGUUUUUGUUUAAGUAAACACAAGAAGAUGAAGUAACAAAAAACAGUCGACAAACGAAACCGACAGCAGCGCACACGUUUACUACAAUCCAUUGCGCCAAAGCACGAAGAAGAAAUGAACCGAACAACUUGUACUUGAAAGUCGAUCGAUCGAUUGUGGAAAAUUAUCUACCAAAGCGAACGGGCGCUCGAACACAGCUGCAAGAAGCUGCGUUCAGAGAAAGAGAGAAAAAACAAGCUAAGAGCAAAUAUUUACAAUGGAUGCGUGAAAAACUCUAGCGUAAGUCAGACGGAUUUAGUUGAUUGGGCAACUACUGUGUAUUGUAUUGCUGUUUUUUUUUCUCGUUCAUUUAAUUUCCUUUUUUAUUUAUUACUUCCGUUUUCCCCUCUUACUAUUGGUGCGGCAAUUGGGUUUUGGGCCACUGAUUGGAGCUUUCCUUUCUCUCUCCUACGAAAGAGGACUAGCGAGAAAGUUGGCAAUUUGGCGAUAGAAAACACACCCAACACAAAUCAGUAGUACAAACACACACUCACACACAUACAAAAAAAAACCGAAUCAAUUGCGGAAAGUUAUUUGUAUGGUUGCCCCAAACCAUCGCCUAAAGUGUGCAUAUAUUAUUUUGGGAGCAAAGCAAAAGGGGAAAAACAGCUUUUUCCGCUAACUUUUGAUUCCAAUCUCAAUGGGGCGAGUUGAUUGUGAAGAGCAUUGAGCAAAACCGGCGGGGAACCGCUGUAAAUGUUACUAUUUGUUAUUGAUUCGAUUCUGAUUCGGCAUUUGGCAUUCCCGCACGCUGUUCAUUCGACACUUUGUGAUAUUUACCCUUUCUCUGUUUGUUGUUUUAUCUUUUUUUCUUUUGUUUUCGUCCUGUUUUCCGACUUUUUCUUUUUCUACAAUUACAUUCUGUUGUGUUUUUUGUGUGUGUGGCAAAAUGCGUUUUCUGUCGUACUCUCCCGUACACAUCGAAACACUCUUAUUUAUUAAACACACACACACGCGCAUUCAGUUUGAUAUUACGGUUCGUUCUGUUCUUGGUAGAUGCAAGUUGCGUUGCGCUCUUCCACGAAGGUUGUUAGGACGACACAAAAACAAGUAAUAUACUGCUCCCGCACUCCAAACAUAAAUAUCCCCUUUCCCAAUCUAUCCCCUUUUUGAGCUGAUUGAUGUUUUGUGUGUAUUAUUUUACGUUUAAUAUACAUGUAUGUAGCCGUUACUCGAGUCAAACCCCCUCUACCCCCCGUCCCCCGCUACCCUUUCCAAUUGUUAAUAUUUUAACAAACUUUAUAUUAUAAGACAGUAAAAGGCGCGUCUACAACACGUUUAGUGUGUGUGACGGGACAAGAAUAAAUUCAUUCAUUUUAA
Molecule: messenger RNA, 8783 nt
Organism: Anopheles arabiensis
Lineage: Eukaryota; Metazoa; Arthropoda; Insecta; Diptera; Culicidae
Gene: mtd
Product: TLD domain-containing protein 2
Exons: 19
Coding region: 1087-5463 (1458 amino acids)
Biological process (GO): response to oxidative stress
Cellular component (GO): nucleus
Source: RefSeq, a predicted model, not a curated record